Molecule: messenger RNA, 1787 nt
Organism: Diabrotica balteata
Lineage: Eukaryota; Metazoa; Arthropoda; Insecta; Coleoptera; Chrysomelidae
Source: the annotation of a GenBank genome assembly
AGUAGUGCGUCGAGCUUUGAUCGUUACAAGUGGAAUCGAUCCCAAUCAAAAUAUAAACAAAAUGAGUUCCAAAGAAAAUAACGAAGUUGCAGUCGAGAAAUUAGACAACGAAAAAAGUGCAGAUGGCAAAGCAGAGUUAAAAGGAACGAAGCGAGCGGCAGAGGACAAAACAGAAGACCCCAAAAAAGCGAAAAAAGAAGAAAAUGGCGCAAAUUCAGAUGGUGAAGAUUUAGAUGAGGAAGAAGAAGAGGCCAUCGAAGAAGAGGAAGACACGGGCGAAGAAGAUGUUGUUGAAGGGGAUGAUGAAGAAAUAGAGGCUGAAGAUGAAGAGGAUGUAGAGGGUGAGGGUGUAGAAGAAGAAGAGGAUGAAGACGCAUAAUAAAGUGGGUGCCGUCAAACCCUGUGAACUUUACUUGGCGGACUAUCUCAGUGCAAAGUCUCGAGUUACUUUGUGGACAUUUUAUUUUCUUUUUCAAUUAGUCGUUGUUCAGUGCGCCUUAAACGCCAGGAUGUCCACGUCGCCGUUGUUAUAACUUCAUUCAUAUAAUACACCAUCCAUCGACACAUCCUUCAUCAUUUUAUCCACAGGCUACCUCGUGACCUUUGCCGUCGGAGCUAGGGCUCUUCAGUGACCGUGAGAACUGCACGUGACCCGCGGUACCUGACUAUUCUAACUUAUUACGUAUCCCCUUCGAUUUGUAAAAAUGUCCAUUUUGUGUAAAGAUAGAUAUAAAUUUAGUUUAAGUUGGUCUCAGACAUAAACACGAUUUUUGGUUUUCUUAUUUUCUUUUUUAAUUUAACUAAUUGUACAAAAAGAUGAACAUGUCAUAAGGGUGGCAUAUUCUGCUACCUCCCACCCGGAAGUCUUAAAACAAAAAAUGGAGUACAUAAUGGUCUUUAGAAUGGUGAUCAAUCAUUAUCGUGUAAUGAUACCACCAAAUAUUUUUGACGAGGGAGACAGAAGGGCAAUAAAGCGUUACUGUAGGCUAAAAUAGAACUUAGUCUAAUCUGUUUUUAGAUCAGUGUGUUUUCUGUAUGUAUGAUAUUGUAAUUAUUUUUUAAUUAAUUUUUAUUUAAAGAAUUGCGUUCAUUAGCUGUGCUAGUCUUCGCACUUUUUUUUAUUCAUUCGUCAAAUGUUUAUUGAAAAUAACAAAAGUCUUCUGUAUGAUUGGUCUAAAUUCAAAAAUGUAAGUAGGUUAAAACACUAGCAAAUAAUGGUAAUUAUAAUCUUUCAUAGUAAAAAUAUUGUUUUAUUAGAAAGAUUGUUAUUGUUAAUUUUUUGAAUUAAUUUAAAGGCUGAUAAUACUCACAUUUUUAUUUCUAUCAAUCAUCAACAUAACAACUUGUAUUUACCAAUAGAGAUCUGAUUUCUAUGGUUAUCAUGUUAUAGAUCAAUAAAAUGUAUUAUCAAACAUAAUAGAUACAUUUAGUAAUAAAUUUGGUUGUGCUAUAAAGGGUGUUGCCAAAGUUGAAAGCAGAAGUUUGUAUUAUUGCCAAUAACUUAUUAGCAACACCACUUCUAGCUCUUUGAUAAUACAUAUUUUUGUUGUUCUUUGAUUGUAAGAGAUUUUUGCAAAAUUUUGUAAUUGACAUUUGACAUAGGUUCAUUCCAACUUACAAUUAAACGACAAUUUGGGUGGUUGCGCCUCAAUUCGAUAUAUUUUUACUACAGAGAAUGUUUUAUGAACUGUUUGUCUACUUAACAUAAUGAUCUUGUAGAAAUUCAUUUUGUAACAGUGCUGUAUGAUUUUUGAGUGCAUAUAAACGAUGGAUACAAAUUGUUUCAU